Molecule: messenger RNA, 2535 nt
Organism: Vidua chalybeata
Lineage: Eukaryota; Metazoa; Chordata; Aves; Passeriformes; Viduidae
Gene: UPF3A
Product: UPF3A regulator of nonsense mediated mRNA decay
Exons: 10
Coding region: 25-1326 (433 amino acids)
Biological process (GO): positive regulation of translation; nuclear-transcribed mRNA catabolic process, nonsense-mediated decay
Cellular component (GO): nucleolus; cytoplasm
Molecular function (GO): telomeric repeat DNA binding
Source: RefSeq, a predicted model, not a curated record
GGCGGCGGCCGCGACUCGCGGCCCAUGGACGCCCCGCUGCCGCAGGAGUCGCCGCGCCGCGACACCGACGCUCCGCCGAACCCGCCGCCGCCGUCCCCGCUGCCGCCGCCGCUUCACCCGGCGCCAGGGAAACAACGGGAGGAGAAGAAAACGGCGCUGAGCAAAGUGGUUAUUCGAAGGCUUCCUCCUUGUCUAACCAAGGAGCAACUGGAGGAACAGCUGCAUCCUCUACCUGCCCAUGAUUAUUUUGAGUUUUGCACUGCUGAUCCCAGCCUUUAUCCUCAUCUCUACUCAAGAGCAUACAUUAACUUUAGAAAUCCUGAGGACAUCCUUCUUUUUAGAGAUCGCUUUGAUGGCUAUGUCUUCAUUGAUAAUAAAGGUUUGGAAUAUCCUGCAGUGGUUGAGUUUGCUCCAUUCCAGAAGAUUUCAAAAAAGAAGCUGAAGAAGAAAGAUGCCAAAGCUGGGAGCAUUGAAGAUGAUCCAGAAUAUAGGAAAUUUUUAGAGAAUUAUUGUGCUGAUGAAGACAAGAUCUGUGCUAAUCCUGAGAUUCUUUUGGGAGAGAUUGAGGCCAAAACAAGGGAACUCAUUGCUAGAAGAACAACACCCCUUUUGGAAUAUAUUAAAAAUAGAAAAUUAGAAAAGCAGAGAAUACGAGAAGAGAAAAGAGAAGAACGAAGGCGGAGAGAAUUGGAGAAGAAACGUUUGCGGGAGGAAGAGAAAAGGAAGCGCAGAGAAGAGGAAAGACGUAAAAGAAAAGAAGUGGAGAAGCAAAAGAAGAUUUCUGAAAAAGAAAUAAGGAUCAAGCUUCUCAAGAAGCCUGAAAAAGGAGAUGAACUGGCCAUUGAAAAGCACAAAGAAAAAGGGGAAGAAGCUGACAUUGAGGAAAACAAAUGGGAUAAAUCACCUGGAUCUGGCAGUAUAAAAUCAAAAUCUUUGGAGAGUUCACUAAAAGAACUUAAAGAAAAGUCACAAAAUGAUAGUGACAAAGAGCAAAGAGAUUUGGAGAGAAGAUUUCGAGAAAAAGAACCUGAAAGACAAAGGAUCGUCCAGCCAUGCAGUUGUACCAGCCAGGAGCUCGCAUCCGAACACAUAUGGGACCUACAAGUAAAUCCUAUGACUGCAGUGGGAAAUCCUUUGAAGAUGCUCUUGAUAAAAAGUAUGAGGUGGAUAAUUCAGCUGGAGCUAGUUCUGAAAAGACUGAAGAAGCAGAAUAAAACAGUCUGGGGGAAAAGUCUUGUGGAAAGGAAUGAAUUUAAGAUUCAGCAUCAUCACAAAAAUCCAUUAGGCUGUUUCAGAAUUCCACAGGCAAUUGCAUCAACAAAAUAAUAAUAGCUCUGCCUCUUACUUUCUGUAAAAUAAAGGGAAGAGUGACUGGAGAUAUGUAAAAUAUAUUACAGCAAAGGAAUAUUGUUGCUUUUUUACAAAAAGCAGCUCAAGCACUCUUUGCCUAAUUUAAAAGCAGUUCAAAUAUUUUAUUAGAUUUACUUUGAAAUAGAUGACCAUCUAACAAUUUUAAGGGAAUAUUUAUGUAAGACUUUAGAGAAGCUAUGUCAUCUUCUUGAGUCUAAAGAAAUUAAAUGUAAAUUUGCAUCAGUUUGAAAUCUGAGGCAUUUUACAUGUAUUUGGUGCGUGACAUGAGGGUCCACAGGACCCCUUCCUGCAAAUGGCAGGGGUGGGGGCUGCUGCAGGGUGUUGCAGACAAUUCAGUGGGACCAGCCCUGAGACGAAGCUCUGGAGCCAGUGGUGUUUGCAGGAUGAGGCCCACAGUUUGCACAGUUGUGAGGAAUGUCCAGUGGUGUCUGUACCUCCUGGUGUUUACAUUGGUUUUCAAUUAACUGUAGUGUCAGAUAAGUGUUAGUAAAGCUCCAACUAUGUUGUUGGAGAAUUUGUCAUUUUCUGAGCCACUUUUGCCUUUUAUGUUUUAAUAGAUUCCUUGUGCUUAAAACAGAAGACAGCUAAUGCAAACAUCAGCACAUUAACAAUAAAUCUGUUUUUAAUUAAUUAGCUGGUUUUUAUCGUUCUGAUGCUGACUUUUGGACAAAAGUGUGGUUGUACAGUGAUGACUUUUUAUAUGCUAAUGUUUCAUGUAAGUGGCAGUAACAGGAUUUGGAAAAUGUAAAAUACAUGAGCAUUCUUCAGUUUUGUUUGUUAAAAAAUUAAACACACAUGAAUGUCACUUGCAAACUACCAUUUUGUAAGAUCCAGGCCAAAUUCUGCCCUCUAAGGCAGGCACAUAUACAUGCGUGGGUGUGGGUGUGGGUGUUUGUGUCUUCUGCUGGUUUCAAUGAUAGAUGUGUGUUUAUGAAAGGGCGAGAUAUGUUCUUUUAUCUUUCAUGGCUGAAAAUUUCUCAGUUGUCUAAAACUGAGACCUGAUUUGUUGUUGAAGUUAAAUAGUAAGAUAUUAUUUUUACAUCCUCUCUGAACAUUUUAUUAUUAAGCAUAACAUCUAAUUGUCCUAGACUGAAAAUUAUUUAUUGUAUUUUACCAGAUAUUAAGCAUUAAAUAGAAUAAAAGCAAAAAAAGAUUUUGACUAUG